Molecule: messenger RNA, 5452 nt
Organism: Choloepus didactylus (southern two-toed sloth)
Lineage: Eukaryota; Metazoa; Chordata; Mammalia; Pilosa; Megalonychidae
Gene: DLG2
Product: discs large MAGUK scaffold protein 2
Exons: 28
Coding region: 1626-4706 (1026 amino acids)
Biological process (GO): chemical synaptic transmission
Cellular component (GO): neuromuscular junction; neuron projection; postsynaptic density membrane
Molecular function (GO): kinase binding
Source: RefSeq, a predicted model, not a curated record
GAGUUGCUCGUUCCUUUCAUUCUCGAGGGGGUUUCGCCUGCUCUCGCCUGGUUCUACUGUUAAGGCUCCGGCUUCUCCGGUACCGCCUCUCCAGAAAUCCCAAUUAAGCCGCCCGGUGCCGCAAAGAGCCCCUGACUAGCCUCCUCCCCUCGUAGCUGUCCGUUUCCUCUUCCCAAUCUUUAGUCCCCUCAUUCCAUCCUCUCGCUCUGCUUGGAAAGGGGCCGGAGAGAAAUUUGUCACACGUUCCCCACCCACCCUGAAAAUCCCCUGUCAGACAGUAAGUGUUUCGGGGUGAGGUGAGGGCUCUGCAAUGAGGUCCAGCGUACCGUUGUGCUCGUUAAAUACCCAGCAGUACCUCUCAGACCAGCAAUCCCCGACCCUCCAGUCUCCAUGUCUUAGGGAAGCCAAAUUCGAGAGUUAUAUAAUUUCUAAUGCUGCUGUUUCUCCUGCCUGAGGAAACACUUCAUCGCCUGGAGGGUGCAGGACAUUUCAGUGUUCUGCAUAAGAACGGGGUGUGGGCAGGGGUGGCAGCACUGGCAGAGAGAUUUCCUGUCUUUUUCUGCAAAAGGAAGGUGGGUAGUUUGGAGAGAGGUUGAGAGAAAGGGUGGAUGUGAAGCCAAGCAGCUGAACUCUCAUUUAGAAAAUCGCGGACCGUUUGCAUAGCUUAUGUUUACAUGCCUAACACUACUACAGCGUCUCAGAAAACGCCUUUGGGGGAAGGUUCGCUUCUCCUCUUGAACAGUCUCAGUGUUUUGCCUCGCCAGAUAGGUAGCUGCUUGGAUGUGAAGAAAUGGCAUGAUGUGAAUGACUCCAGUGUGAAGAAAUCUGCUUCGCCAACUCAUGCUGCAUCAAGUGCCCAUUGAGUAGCACUGUCACUUUAAUGUCUCCAUGCCAAGGGAUUGCUUUCCAUCUUCUCAGUCCUCUCGGUUAAUAUAUGGGAGGAUCGGAAUCAGAGAGGCAUUAAAGAACAAGCCGGGGGUCUUAGAGAGCACAGAAGAAAAAGAUGAAAAUGACAGCAAGCAGAAUCUUGUCUGACUGAGGGGGUGAGAUCCGGAACUUCUUGUCCAAUGAAUAGAAGGGGGCUUUUCAAGUCGGUUUCUGCCCUCAGAGGACUGUUCAAACUCACCCACCUUUUUAGAGACUUUUUUGUUAUGGUGAGAGGGAGGGGAGGUUAAAUUUUUCUCUAAAGAAUUGAGAAUCUUCAACAUCAAAUUUUUGAACAUGAUCACGUAUAGAGUAAUGAGACAGCUGACCAAAUUUGGUUUGUGCCUUGAGUUAGUCUUUGAACUUCCAGAAAUGUUGCUUCCUGAUGAAGAGUUUUAAUUACGUUUUCUAUGCUACAAAAAUUUUCUCAGUUUUUAAAAACUAAAUAUUUUUUAAAAUUGAAAAACUUGAAAAACUCAAAAGUUAGUUUUCUCUAAACUCCGUGGGAGAUGUCAAAAGUUUAACUGGGGAAAAAAAUACACCAUUAUUCUCUACCUGAAAAAGAAGACCCAGCUGGGAUUUCAAAACUGAACAGUGAAGUGGUUUGCCAACAGUUACCUGGCUUUUGGCCUCAAUCCAGCUGGAUCAAGCUGAGAGCUGAAACGAGAUCUUGAAUCCUGUCGCAGCAGAAAGACCCAAGAAUGCCAGUCAAGAAGAAAGAUACUGACAGAGCUUUAUCAUUACUGGAAGAAUACUGCCAAAAAUUAAGGAAACCAGAGGAGAAGCAGUUGAAAAACGCUGUUAAAAAGGUGAUGGGUAUCUUUAAGAGCAGUUUAUUCCAAGCUUUGCUAGAUAUUCAAGAAUUUUAUGAGGUUACAUUGCUAAAUUCUCAAAAAAGUUGUGAGCAGAAGAUAGAAGAAGCCAAUCAAGUUGCCCAGAAAUGGCAGAAGAAAUCCCUUCUUGCUUCAUGCCAUGAUAGCCAUCAAAAUCUCAAGGAGCUUACAGGUUGCAGUGGAUCAAAGGAAAAUGCUCCAUGUGUUGAGCAAAAUAAAGGAAACCAGUGUCUUGAAAAUGAAACUGUUGAAAAGACAAGUCAAAACCAAGGCAAAUGUCCAGCCCAGAAUUGUUCAGUGGAAGCCCCUGCUUGGAUGCCUGUCCACCACUGUACUAAGUAUCGAUAUCAAGAUGAGGACAUUCCACACGAUCAUUCCUUACCUCGGCUAACCCAUGAAGUUAGAGGCCCUGAACUUGUGCAUGUAUCAGAAAAGAACCUCUCUCAAAUAGAAAAUGUUCACGGAUACGUCUUACAGUCUCACAUUUCUCCUCUGAAGGCUAGCCCUGCUCCUAUAAUUGUCAACACAGAUACUUUGGACACGAUUCCUUAUGUCAAUGGAACAGAAAUCGAAUAUGAAUUUGAAGAAAUUACAUUGGAGAGGGGGAAUUCUGGCCUGGGAUUCAGUAUUGCUGGAGGGACAGAUAAUCCCCACAUUGGAGAUGAUCCUGGCAUAUUUAUUACGAAGAUUAUACCAGGAGGUGCUGCAGCAGAGGAUGGCAGGCUCAGGGUCAACGAUUGUAUCUUGCGGGUGAAUGAGGUUGAUGUGUCAGAAGUUUCCCACAGUAAAGCAGUAGAAGCUCUCAAAGAAGCGGGAUCUAUUGUUCGGCUGUAUGUCCGUAGAAGACGACCCAUUUUGGAGACGGUGGUGGAAAUUAAACUUUUCAAAGGACCUAAAGGUUUAGGCUUCAGUAUUGCAGGAGGUGUGGGCAACCAACACAUUCCUGGAGACAACAGCAUUUAUGUAACUAAAAUUAUAGAUGGAGGAGCUGCACAAAAAGAUGGAAGGUUGCAAGUAGGAGACAGACUACUAAUGGUAAAUAACUACAGUUUAGAAGAAGUAACACAUGAAGAGGCAGUAGCAAUAUUGAAGAACACGUCAGAUGUAGUUUAUUUAAAAGUUGGCAAACCCACCACCAUUUAUAUGACUGAUCCUUAUGGUCCACCUGAUAUUACUCACUCUUAUUCUCCACCGAUGGAAAACCAUCUUCUCUCUGGCAACAAUGGUACUUUAGAAUACAAGACCUCCCUGCCACCCAUCUCUCCGGGAAGGUACUCACCAAUUCCAAAGCACAUGCUUAUUGAAGACGACUACACCAGGCCUCCGGAACCUGUUUACAGCACUGUGAACAAACUGUGUGAUAAGCCUGCUUCUCCCAGGCACUAUUCCCCUGUUGAGUGUGACAAAAGCUUCCUUCUCUCAGCUCCCUACCCCCACUACCACCUAGGCCUGCUCCCUGACUCUGAGAUGACCAGUCAUUCCCAACACAGCAGUGCAGUCCGCCAACCUUCAGUGACUCUCCAACGGGCCAUCUCUCUGGAAGGGGAGCCCCGCAAAGUGGUUCUGCACAAAGGCUCCACUGGUCUGGGCUUCAACAUUGUGGGCGGGGAAGAUGGAGAAGGUAUUUUUGUGUCCUUCAUUCUGGCCGGUGGACCAGCAGACUUGAGUGGGGAGCUCCAGAGAGGAGACCAGAUCCUAUCAGUGAAUGGAAUUGACCUCCGUGGAGCAUCCCAUGAGCAGGCAGCUGCUGCACUAAAAGGGGCUGGACAGACGGUGACGAUUAUAGCACAAUACCAACCUGAAGAUUACGCUCGAUUUGAGGCCAAAAUCCAUGACCUACGAGAGCAGAUGAUGAACCACAGCAUGAGCUCCGGGUCCGGGUCCCUACGAACCAAUCAGAAACGCUCCCUGUAUGUCAGAGCCAUGUUUGACUAUGACAAGAGCAAGGACAGUGGGCUGCCAAGUCAAGGACUUAGUUUUAAAUACGGAGACAUUCUCCAUGUUAUCAACGCAUCUGAUGAUGAAUGGUGGCAAGCCAGGAGAGUCAUGCUGGACGGGGACAGUGAGGAGAUGGGGGUCAUCCCCAGCAAACGGAGAGUGGAAAGAAAGGAACGUGCCCGAUUGAAGACAGUGAAGUUUAAUGCAAAACCUGGAGUGAUUGAUUCAAAAGGGUCAUUCAAUGACAAGCGUAAAAAGAGCUUCAUCUUUUCACGAAAAUUCCCAUUCUACAAGAACAAGGAGCAGAGUGAGCAGGAAACCAGUGAUCCUGAACAACACGUUUCUUCUAAUGCCAGCGAUAGCGAAAGUAGCUACAGAGGACAAGAAGACUUCAUUCUUUCCUAUGAACCUGUCACAAGGCAGGAAAUAAACUAUACCCGGCCAGUUAUUAUCCUGGGCCCAAUGAAGGAUCGGAUCAAUGAUGACUUGAUAUCUGAAUUCCCUGACAAAUUUGGCUCCUGUGUGCCUCAUACUACGAGGCCAAAACGUGACUACGAGGUGGAUGGCAGAGACUAUCACUUUGUCAUCUCCAGAGAACAAAUGGAGAAAGAUAUCCAAGAGCACAAGUUUAUAGAAGCCGGCCAGUAUAAUGACAACUUAUAUGGAACCAGUGUCCAGUCUGUGAGAUUUGUAGCAGAAAGGGGCAAACACUGCAUACUUGAUGUAUCGGGAAAUGCUAUCAAGCGGUUACAAGUUGCCCAGCUCUAUCCCAUUGCCAUCUUCAUAAAGCCCAAGUCUCUGGAACCUCUGAUGGAGAUGAAUAAGCGUCUAACAGAGGAACAAGCCAAGAAAACCUAUGAUCGAGCAAUUAAAUUAGAACAAGAAUUUGGAGAAUAUUUUACAGCUAUUGUGCAAGGAGACACCUUAGAAGAUAUAUAUAACCAGUGCAAGCUUGUUAUUGAAGAGCAAUCUGGGCCUUUCAUCUGGAUUCCCUCAAAGGAAAAGUUAUAAAUUAGCUACUGCACCUCUGACAAUGACAGAAGAGCAUUUAGAAGAACAAAAUAUAUAUAAUAUACUACUUGGAGGCUUUUAUGUUUUUGUUGCAUUUAUGUUUUUGCAGUCAAUGUGAAUUCUUAUGAAUGUACAACACAAAUUGUGUGAAGCCAUGAAGGAAACGGAGGGGCCAAAGGGUGGGACAGAAAAGACAUUGCAGUAUGCUGGAAGGCUUUGGUUUGCUCAAAGUGCCAGGUAUAGGGAUGAACCUCUGAUAGGCUUUCUACCCAGGAGAUGGGCAGCCUCCUCACCCCAGCAGAUGUCCAGAGCUGAAUUAGCUGCUGAGCUCUCUGUUUUUUUUGUUUUUUUUUUUUGCAUUAAAGAAAAGUUGCCAGCACUCGAACCUCACCAACCUUCCCAUUACCCACAUCUGUAAUUGGUACACUUCGAAUUUUAUAACUAUGCACAUCCUUUGAUUUCUUAACAAGCAAAAGAAAGAAAGAAGGAAAAAGGAAAAGAGUUCUUUGGAGAUGGCAUAAUACCAGGGAAGAAAACGUGUGUAGUUUCUUUGGCAUUUGCAAAGACAAGCAUUUCAUAAAAUUCGCAAGUGUAUGGAGGACUGACCUCACUGAGAGGAGGGGGAUUCCACUUGGGAUUAGCUUUAUGAUUGUUGAUUGUCUAUUUUGCCAUUUAUAAACUGAAAGAAGGCACUAAAGAUGAGAAUAAUUUAUACAAUAAAAAUAUAUUAAAUGUAUAGAAAUGAA